Molecule: messenger RNA, 1488 nt
Organism: Mastomys coucha (southern multimammate mouse)
Lineage: Eukaryota; Metazoa; Chordata; Mammalia; Rodentia; Muridae
Gene: Nrm
Product: nurim
Exons: 4
Coding region: 109-906 (265 amino acids)
Cellular component (GO): nuclear membrane
Source: RefSeq, a predicted model, not a curated record
CCGGUCUCCGCCUUGCGACCUGCACCCCCAAGGGGGCGGGACCUGGGCAGGGCCAGCAGUCGCGGGAACCCUGAGCCCGCCUUCUCGGCAGGCUGCUCGCUGCUAGCCAUGGCCCCUGCACUGCUGCUGGUUCCCGCGGCCCUCGCCUCCUUUAUCCUGGCCUUUGGCACCGGAGUGGAGUUCGUGCGCUUCACCUCCCUGAGGCCUCUGCUCGGAGGGAUCCGGGAGUCUGGCGGUCCGGCUCCCUCAGAUGCCCGACACGGGUGGUUGGCUGCCCUGCAGGACCGAAGCAUUCUUACCUCCUUGGCUUGGGAUCUGUGUCUGCUGCUACUGUUCGUGCUACAGCACAGCCUCAUGGCAACUGAGGCAGUGAAGGCGUGGACAUCCCGGUACUUUGGCGUCCUUCAGAGGUCGCUCUAUGUGGCGUGCACGGCCCUGGCCUUGCAGCUGGUGAUGCGGUACUGGGAGACCACACCCAGAGGCCCAGUGUUAUGGGAGGCUCGGGCUGAACCAUGGGCCACCUGGGUGCCUCUCCUCUGCUUUGUGCUCCACGUUGUUUCCUGGCUCCUCAUCUUCAGCAUCCUUCUGGUCUUUGAUUAUGCUGAGCUGAUGGGCCUCAAGCAGGUUUAUUACCAUGUGCUGGGACUGGGUGAACCUCUGUCCCUGAAGUCUCCUCGGGCUCUACGACUCUUUUCCCACCUUCGACACCCAGUAUGUGUGGAACUGCUGACAGUGCUGUGGGUGGUACCCACCUUGGGCACUGAUCGCCUCCUCCUGGCUCUUCUCUUUACCCUCUACCUGGGCUUGGCUCAUGGGCUUGACCAGCAAGAUCUCCGCUACCUUCGGUCUCAACUACAAAGAAAACUCCAGCUUCUCUCCAGACCCCAGGAUGGGGAAGCAGAGUGAGGAGCUAGUUCUAAGCCCUGUAUUUUCUUUCCAUCUCAAAAUCAAAUCCCUUAGUAUCUAGGCCGGGCCACGUUUGCGUCAGACCGGGGGUUGGAAGUCAUAUUCUGAAGGGGCUGUCCCCUCUCCUGCCCGAGAACUCAAUUCUAGGGUCCUGAUCCUGGACUCUAAAUUCAGAGUUUUCACCACUGGCCUUCAGGGGCUGCUUCUCAUAAACCAAGAAUGGUUACAAAACUCAUGAGUCUACUUUUCUAUGAGAGCAUGACCUCCGUACACACACAGGGUCAGCCUUGUUCACUCUCAUCCCUAGCACUGUUAUUGGCUCUGCACCUCAGGGAUUCCCUUCCAGGUUUCCACUUCAAGGAGCUAUGUCAGGGCCUAUCUGAAAGUUUGUAGGUUCUUUGUACCUCGGCUGUGCCUCCUCCCCAUUCCUGCCUUAGUUUCUCCACCUCCUUAGGUCCUUCCCUACAGCUCUGGUGUGUCUCCAACAACAAUGUCUCCCGCUUUUAACUCGGGUUGACUCAGGGCUCCCUGCUCUCCCAAAGGAUAUGCGCUGCAGAAAAAUUAAAAAUUUUAUACAUAUGA